Messenger RNA from Tarenaya hassleriana, 970 nucleotides. RefSeq names its product glycine-rich cell wall structural protein 1.0. The transcript has a single exon. The record is from RefSeq and is a predicted model, not a curated record. The coding region runs from base 340 to 651 and encodes 103 amino acids. Lineage: Eukaryota; Viridiplantae; Streptophyta; Magnoliopsida; Brassicales; Cleomaceae.
GUAAAAUGAAAUAUGAUUAAAUCUAUUAUUGGAUGUACAAACAGAUCCCACGACAAUCAUACAUACCAUCGAUCCCUCUAUCGAAUAUUACACGUGUCGGCAGCCCAUUACACCAUUCCGAAAUAAUUACCUUCCCCGAACCCAAACUCAAAUGAAAUCACCAACCACAGCGCAUAACGUAAAUUAAAACGAUCAAAUCAAUGUAGCAAAAUGCGAAAUAAAUCAAAUAUUACAGAACAGCAAAAAUAAAUUAGAAAAAAUAAAAAUAAAACACAUCUCAUGUCCAAGAGGACGUGAGGGUCUCAGGCCAAAAGGACGGCGUAGAGACCGGCGGAGAAGAUGGCGGCGGCGGCGAAGGCGUUGUUGGAGAAAGCGGCGUUGGGAGGAGACGGAACAUCGGCGGAGGGACCGGCGACUGGUCCGCCGGGGCUCUGGGCGGGACCUGCCGGAGCCGGUGGGGACGCGGAGGGGACGUCGGCUGGAGAAGGAGCGGCCGACACCGGAGGAGUGGCGGGUGCAGGUGUCGGGGCCGCGGGGGUGGGGGUCGGGGCCGGAGGCGGAGUGGUGGUGGGAGCGGGGGUUGGCGCCGGCGGAGGAGGAAUGGCGGCGGGCGGCGGAGAGGUGGCGGAGGGAGUAGGGGCCGGGGCUUGAGCGAAGCAUGACGUGGCCAAGAGACCCAAGAUUAGGACAAUUUGGAGAAUCUUAGAACUCAUCUUGUCCGAUGAAGAGUGAUGAUUCCUCUUUCUUUCUUCUGGUUCUAGAGAGAGAGAGUGAUUGGAAGUUGUGGGAGUGAGGAGGAGAGGGCGGUAUAAAAAGGGAGGAGAGAGAGAGAUUGAUAAUUAAGAAAAAUAUAAAACGAAAGAGGGAGUGGAUCUGAUUAAUAUGAGGUGUAAUUUCAAUGAAAAAGAUUAAUAAUAAUGGAGAUCCCUAAAUAUUUAAAUGGAAUCAAAGUUGGAGAAUAACAUGGAAG